CGAGCCGUCCGCCCCUGAGGGGAUGUCGCGGUCCCGGGGAAGCCCCCUGAGGUCAGCGGACCAAGGGUGAAGCCGCGGGCGCAGAUGGCGGGCCCUGGGUGUAAGGGCCACCUCGCGGCGUCCGUCGGCUGCGCGGCAGGUGCGCUCGGGGGGCGGCGACCGGCGACCGGAGCGUCCGGGGCUCCCCUCGCCUGCAGGGGCCGCUAGCUGCCGGAGCGCGCGGCGUUUCCCGACCUCAGGGCAACAGGUGGUGCCGCCGUUGCGCCGAGCGCGAGCCGUGCUCCGCCACGCUGGGAGCGGCGGUUCCUUCGCCCAAUGAGGACGCAGGGGGCGGGCCUUGCAGGGCUGCCCCCGCUGAGGGCUGCCCGCCAAUGGGGUUGGAGGUAGUGGGUGGUCCGUGAGGCGUGGGCGUGGCCGGCCCCUGUGUCCGAGGUUUCCAGCGCAGCCAGCGCCAGAGCUGCGGGCAGAGCGGAGGCGAGCGGCUGGGUUGCGUUCCCCCCACCCCGAGCAGGAACGCCUGCCCAUGCACUCUCAUUGGUUCCCAGACUGCAGUCCCCGAGAAGUCUUGCGGUUGAGUCACCCAGGAGGAGAAAUUUUAAAGUCCUAGGAAGAGAGCAUUUCCAUUUGGGACAAUUACCUGCGCUGGAAAUGGGGAAUGGACUAUCAGACCAAACUUCCAUCCUGUCCAGCCUGCCUUCGUUUCAGUCCUUUCACAUCGUUAUUCUGGGUUUGGACUGUGCUGGAAAGACGACUGUCUUAUACAGACUACAAUUCAAUGAGUUUGUAAAUACUGUACCUACCAAGGGAUUUAACACUGAGAAAAUUAAGGUAACCUUGGGAAAUUCUAAAACAGUCACUUUUCACUUCUGGGAUGUAGGUGGCCAGGAGAAACUAAGGCCAUUGUGGAAGUCUUAUACCAGAUGCACAGAUGGCAUCGUGUUUGUUGUGGACUCGGUUGAUGUUGAAAGGAUGGAAGAAGCAAAAACUGAACUUCAUAAAAUCACAAGGAUAUCAGAAAACCAAGGAGUCCCUGUACUUAUAGUUGCUAACAAACAAGACCUGAGGAACUCACUGUCUCUCUCAGAAAUUGAGAAAUUGUUAGCAAUGGGUGAACUGAGUUCAUCAACUCCAUGGCAUUUGCAGCCUACCUGUGCAAUCAUAGGAGAUGGACUAAAGGAAGGACUUGAGAAACUGCAUGAUAUGAUAAUUAAAAGAAGAAAAAUGUUGCGACAGCAGAAAAAGAAAAGAUGAAUACGAGUACCUUUUAUAUCUAUAUGGAGUAGGUUUUCUCCGGUCUGAUUUUGACAAAUGGAAGUAUUCCACACUGGUUUGCCCUCCUGGAUGCUAUUUAAAGCUUUGUUUUGUUGAACAAUCAGAUGUCCAACUCUGUUGCCUUGUGGAAGAUGAAUAAAUGCAGUGCUUCUUAAA
This is a messenger RNA of Oryctolagus cuniculus (rabbit), 1428 nucleotides long. It is a transcript of the gene ARL4A, whose product is annotated as ARF like GTPase 4A. Gene Ontology annotation, molecular function: GTP binding; GTPase activity. NCBI's taxonomy places the organism in Eukaryota, Metazoa, Chordata, Mammalia, Lagomorpha, Leporidae. The record is from RefSeq and is a predicted model, not a curated record.